GGAGCGCCCCUGUUAAUACGUCAUUUUUAUGCGACUUGAAGUGGUCAGUAGCAGAAAGAAACAAAACAAAACAAAACAUGACGGUGUGUAAUUUUUUUCUUCAAGGGCGCUGUCGUUACGGCGAUAAAUGCUGGAACGAGCAUCCGAGAGGAGGAGGAGGAGGAGGCGGAGGAUAUAACAAUUACAACCGCUCUUCGGCUCCGCAGCAGUCCCGAGGAGGUGGUGGAGGGUAUGGCAACAGGGUCUGGGUGAAUCCCUCUCAGCAAAAAGGAGGCUUCAACCAGCAACAGUCCACCCGCGGGAGCGAUCAGUGGGGCGGGAGAGGACACGACGUGAAGAGCUCCGAAUUUAGCUUCUCGUCUCAAAACCGAUUCUCAGCACUCAACAACAACAACAACUUUGAGAGGGGAGGAGGAGGAAGAGAAGCAGCGGUAGCCGGCGAAGAAGAUGAUGAACAAAAACUAGAGAACAUUCAGAGCGACAUCAAGACUUGGGAGAGCUCGGGCCAGUGGGGUUUCUCAUGUUAUUGUAAUUUCAAAACACAAUUAUCUGGGUUUAGUGAUCUAUCUCCAGAAGAGCUUAGGCUUGAAUAUUAUUCCACCAAAGCAUCAGGAAACAUGCAGAGUUAUUUGAAUGGCAUCAAUCUGUUGCUCAGUCAGUGGAGAAGCAGAAUCCAGGAGCUGCUGCUAAUGAAUCCAGGCACUCGGGCGGCUUUGCUGGCAGAACUAAAAAAUCCAGCACAUCAGGCACCCUCAAGUGGCUUUGGCUCAGCACCAGCUGGAUUUGGAUCCUCUUCAUUUGCUUCGGAAAGUAAAGGAUUUGGAGCAGCACCAAUCCAGGCAAGCAGUUUCAGUUUUGGGUCUCCGGCGAGUGGAUUCGGCUCUUCGUCCACGCCAGCAUCCGCACCAGGUUUUGGUAGUGCCAUCUCAGCCGCAACUGGGUUCGGCGCUCCCUCCUCUUCGUCUGGUUUUGGAUCUGAUGCUCCUUCAGCCGCAUCGUUCUCCUUCGCUUCUUCGUCCAGCAACAAGCCGCCAGGUUCAUCUUCGGGAUUUGGCUCGGCCUCGGGUUUCAGCUUCUCAUCUACUGCCAACUCCAACAACAACAACAAAGGAGCGUUUGGAAGCGGUUUCGGGUUCGGGGCACCUGCGGGAAGCGUGUUCGGACAGUCAAGUGCUGCCGCAAGCUCCGCUGGAGGGGCCUCGGACAGUCUGUUCUCCCCCGAGAGCGAGCUGACCCCCGAGGAGCUCGACCAGUUCAAAGCACAGAGGUUCACUUUGGGACGAAUUCCUUUGAAGCCGCCCCCUGCUCAAAUGCUGCGGGUUUGAU
Syngnathoides biaculeatus (alligator pipefish) is the source of this 1326-nucleotide messenger RNA. RefSeq names its product nucleoporin 42 (gene nup42). Gene Ontology annotation, molecular function: metal ion binding; nuclear export signal receptor activity. The coding region runs from base 78 to 1325 and encodes 415 amino acids. Gene Ontology annotation, cellular component: nuclear envelope. The record is from RefSeq and is a predicted model, not a curated record. NCBI's taxonomy places the organism in Eukaryota, Metazoa, Chordata, Actinopteri, Syngnathiformes, Syngnathidae. The transcript is spliced from 7 exons.